AUGGAAAAGAAGAUUCUGUCAUUCAACGAUCUGUCUCCCAAUGUCAAAAGUAACCCUUUACCUGACCAUGGGGUUGUUAAUGCCAUUGAUGCUUCGUCUGAAGAGAAUUCUAUCCUUGAUGUAGCUCAGAUUAAGACUCCGCUCAAGGCAUUCCAUUCAAAGCUGUUUAAAGCAGGCCUAGUAUCUGUUUCCCAUAUCGGUUGUAUGAGCUGUAAGGGAUGUGAUAAGGGUUGUGUUAUGGUUCGGAAAGACGUUCAGAGAUUGACUGAUGAUGGUUUUUUGCAAGUAGUUAACCAGGCGAAAGAAGUAGCCGUAAUUGAGCCUACCUUCAACUUGCCAGAAUCAAGGGGUAGGAUACCAGUGUUUAAUCUGCCAGCACCAAAUUCUGUCAUGCCAGUGUUCAGUAUACCGGCUCCCGUUACUCCAACAGUGGACCAGCCUAAACCGUUGAUUAUCCAAAAACCGAGUCCAUUUCCAUUCAGUGAUCCCAAGGCAGUACCUUGGAAGUAUGAUGUAACCGCGAUUGACAAAGAAUCUGGGAAGGUCAUUCCAAGAGAAGAAGUGAAGGUUGAUGGUGAAAGUGUGACUAACAUAGCUGGGGCAAGCAGGAUGACUCGCAAUGGUCGCGUGUACACUCCCCGUUUGGAUGAGGCUCCACCUAGAGAGAUAACUACUAACACUGCUGUGCCUGCCAGAGAUAAAAAUAAAGAGGUUGUUACUAAUGAUGAAGAUGUUGAAUUCUUAAGGAUCAUCAGGAAGAGUGAUUACAAAGUCGUUGAUCAGCUUCAUCAGACCCCUUCGAAGAUCUCUAUCCUGUCUCUAUUAUUGAAUUCACCCGCUCAUAGGGCUGCUUUGCAGAAAGUAUUGACGCAAGCUCAUGUCGCUCAAGAUAUUACUACCGGCCAGUUUGAUAGUGUGAUCGCCAAUAUUACCGCAUGUAAUACUCUUAGCUUCAGCAAUGAAGAGCUACCGAAAGAGGGCCCGAAUCACAACCGUGCUUUGCACAUAUCAGCGAAGUGUCAAGAGGAUAAUUUAGCCAGGGUGCUUGUGGAUACCGAUUCAUCUUUGAACGUCCUACCCAAGAGAGUUCUUAGCAAGUUGGCCUAUAAAGAGGCUAUGGUGAAGCCUACUUCUUUGAUUUUCAAGGCGUUUGAUGGUUCUCUUAGAGCUGUGAUUGGAGAAGGGGAACUUCCAAUUCUGAUUGGUCCGCAUGUUUUCAAUAUCACUUUCCAAGUCAUGGAUAUCAAUCCCAAUUACAGUUGUCUACUUGGAAGACCUUGGAUCCAUGCUGCUGGGGCUGUGACUUCUACCUUGCACCAAAAGAUGAAGUUUGUAGUUGAUGAUAAGCUGGUGAUUAUUCACGGUGAGGAGGAUUUAAUGGUCAGUAAUUUAUCUUCGUUCCGUUAUAUUGAGGCCGAUGAAGACGCGUUGGAAACUUCUUUCCAAGCACUUGAGAACGCCAAUGCUGUGUUAGUGGAGGUCGAAGAGACUGUGGAAGGCCAGAGUAAUCCAUCUUUUGCAUCCUUAAAGAGUACCAGAUCAACAAUUGACAGGGGCAUUCCUGAAGGUUGGGGAGAGAUAAUCAACGUCAAGACCAAAACUGAUCGCCACGGGUUGGGUUACAGACCAACUCAUGAUAAAGCUUCUACAAAUGUCGAAGGGCGUCCAGAGUUUUUUCAAGAAGUUUUUGUCAGCAGAGGUUUCCAAGUCAAUGCCAUCAGUGACUAUGAUGAAGACGAAGAUCUGAGUAACUUGGUAUUCAAGAGCGAUGCAGCUUUGAGCAACUGGGAGGCUAUAGAGAUUCCUAUUAUUUUUCCCGUUUCAAAUGACAUUAAAACCCUUGUUGAAUCCAAUGACUCUAUCAUCUCUCCUGAUUGGGAUUCACCCAUUUAUCAAGCUGAAGAUGGGGGUGAAGAGGAUUUUGAAGUACCCGCGGAACUGACGAGAUUGGUUGAGUACGAGUACACAAAGCUUCAACCGCACAGGGAGCAGGUAGAUUUGAUUAAUCUCGGCACAGAUGAAGACAAGAAAUAG
Lathyrus oleraceus (garden pea) is the source of this 2034-nucleotide messenger RNA. RefSeq lists its product as uncharacterized. The coding region runs from base 1 to 2034 and encodes 677 amino acids. Lineage: Eukaryota; Viridiplantae; Streptophyta; Magnoliopsida; Fabales; Fabaceae. The record is from RefSeq and is a predicted model, not a curated record. The transcript has 2 exons.